CCAGCAGCCCAGAAGCGGGGCCCUGUGCCUUCCCAGCAGAAAGCAGAGCGGGAUGGGGGCGGGGUGGAGGGCAGAAGAUGCUGCAGUGGGGCGUGGGGAAGGAGGCAGGGCUGGCAGCAGGCUCCACCGCUCUAGCCCCACUUCCCGUGGUGCAGGAAUGCCCUGGACAGCUCCUUCGACCUCUGGGCUCCUCCAGCGGCUCCCCUCCGGCUGCCUCCCCCAGGCCCUCGCCUUCCCCGCCUCGCCCCCGGACGUCCAAUCAUAGGGUACCCAUGGCGUCCGACCAACUGCGCAAGGUCAAGUACCAAUGGGGCAGCGGCUCUGACGGCUACCCCAACAAGCGCAGCUGCAGGGAGCCCGAGGCUGUGGCCGCCGCUGCCGCCUCCUCCUCCGGGGCUCCCCCAGCCUCUCCGAAUGCUAAACCUCCCCCACCUCCCGGCUCCAGCCGGCCGGGCAAGGGCAACCCUGCCCAUGGGAGAGGGCCCCGCAGGCCCCCGGACCUGGAGGCCCAAGGCAAGGAAGAGGUGACCCCCAAAUCCUCACCUGGCCGGAAGUGCCCCGGCCCUACUCGCCAACCCAGGUGUUCUGAUUCCUCAGGUGCGGGUAGGGCUAGCAGCCGCACCCUGCUCAUCCAGAGGACGGAAGGCCUUAACUCUUCCCUAGAAAGCCCCCCCCUCCCUGGCAGCCCCUCGGCCAGAGAAAUGUGGACCUUCCAGGAUGAAGCCUCCCACCGGAAGGUUGAUUCCAAGGAUGAGGCUGAGAGUCAGAGUAAUUCUAUGGAGGAAGCAGUGGUGACCCAGAAGAUGAAGAGGAGAGUCAAGGACCAGGGGUCCACAAUGAUCUACCUGAAGGCCCUUCAGGGCAUUCUGGGAAAAUCCAUACCCAGAAAGAAAGAUAAGGAGGCUGUUAAAGCAGAACAAGUCCAGGACUCCAGCCCUAGAAAGAGAGAAGAAUCUGGCAAGAGGAGUGUCACGGUUCCUUUUCCAGUUAAGGAAAAGCAGCAGCAGCUACCAGAAAGCAGCAAGGAGGUAGAUAAAGCAGAAAAAGGGAAUCUCAGUAGUGUUAGGGAUGCUCAAGGUGACUCAAGUGAAAAGCCUCCGAGUAACCAGAGGACAGUCAUUGAAAAAAGUGAAGAGCCCCACUCAGAAGGACAGAGGCCUAAAGAGAGGGAAAUGAUGAUGGAAAAUCCUUCCUCAGAAAGUGACUGGUCAGACAUGGAAGAUAUUUCCACUGUCAGGUUCUCCCAAGAGGAUUCUGUUUCUUUGAACAUCUCUGUGGUUUCCGAGCCUUCUCCAUCCACUACUGAUUAUGUCAUGUACCCAGCUCACUUGUAUGGCAGCCCUUGGCGGGAUUAUGCCAGUUACUGGACCAGCAGUCCCAAGCCUUUCUGUUAUCCCACCACCAACAGCAUUGGGGAUGCUUCGAACAUCGUGGGCAGUAAUAGGAACCAACCCAGUGAUCGAUCUGCUGAGUCUAAUAACAGCAGCCCCAGGAAUACCUCCAAAGACUUGGAAAUGUUGGCAGGCAAAAAGCCCUCCUCCCUUCCUUCCUCUCAGAUGUGGGAAGAAGAAAAGGUGGGAGAGAAAAGAACAUUCCGUGAAGAGGUGCCUCGCUUUUCUCGAGAGCACACGUUGAGUUCCUCAUACAGGGGAAUCAGGGGGAGUCAAGGUUCAGUGGGCUUCAUUGACACACACUGUCACUUGGACAUGCUUUAUUCCAAGUUGUCUUUCCAGGGCACUUUUUCUAAGUUUAGAAAGAUUUAUAGCAGCUCCUUCCCAAAAGAAUUCCAAGGUUGCAUCUCUGACUUCUGUGACCCCCGUACCCUGACGGAUUACCUAUGGGAGGAUUUGUUGAAGGAGGACCUUGUCUGGGGGGCAUUUGGUUGUCACCCUCAUUUUUCCCGAUACUACAAUGAACGUCAAGAAAGAAACCUCCUUCAGGCUUUGAGGCAUCCCAAGGCUGUUGCCUUUGGAGAAAUGGGACUGGAUUAUUCUUAUAAAUGUACUUCUCCUGUCUCAGAUCAGCGCAAGGUAUUUGAAAGGCAGUUGCAAUUGGCUGUGGCUUUGAAGAAACCUUUAGUGAUACACUGCCGAGAAGCAGAUGAAGAUUUACUCUCAAUCAUGAAGAAAUUUGUUCCUACUGAUUAUAAAAUCCAUAGGCACUGCUUCACUGGCAGCUAUUCGGUCAUCGAGCCCCUGUUGAAGCACUUUCCCAACCUCUCUGUGGGAUUCACAGCCCUCGUGACCUAUUCUUCCGCCUGGGAAGUCAGGGAAGCCUUGAAGCAGAUCCCCUUGGAGAGGAUCAUUGUGGAAACGGACGCUCCCUACUUCCUCCCUCGUCAGGUUCCCAAGAGCCUUUGCCAGUACGCCCAUCCGGGUCUGGCCCUACACACAGUUCGAGAGAUUGCUAAGGUCAAAGAUCAGCCACUCUCCCAGACCCUGGCCACCCUGCGACAGAAUACCAGCCGCCUUUACAGUCUUUAAGGGAAAGAGGGACGUUUGGGUUUUUUCUUAGAAAAGGCCAUAAAUCGACAUCAAAUUGUAUUUUCUAAAAUUUUGACUGCAUUUUUUUCCAGUGCAGAGAAUGUAAACAUAGGAUUACCGUUUAAGCCAGAUUUGCCUUGAGGUGAACUUCAGUGGCUUACAACCUUCUUCCUAUUUCCCUCGCACCUUUCAGGGAGAUCCACCGAGUGCCCUGACCACAGCCCCCUGAGAUUCCAGCGCGAGCGUGCCUGGACUGUGAGGGGUCUGCAGAACCUGCUAUGGGGUGGUAGAAGAGGGAGGGGAGUCUUCCUAGAAGUCUCCUCCUCGGCCCUUAGCUCCUGAGUGGAGGAGAAGCGGAAGCUAGCUUGCUAGCCAGAAUGUGCCUGAGGGGAAGGCAAGUGGGGGGCUCAGGAGAAUUUCCAGCAGAGGGUGCAGAGAAGGUUGCUGGACUGGAUCUCCACACACUGUAGUGUGGUUUAAGCAGCAUAAAGCUUUUCAAUAAAGUCAUCUUCUAAAGCAGGAGUGUAUGGGUAAUGUCACUACUUUUCUCUUUAAAACACACCUAAAUAGGAACAUCUUUCUGUAGGAAAAUAACUCUGUAUUUAGAGAUUUGUGUUCUCAUACUAAUUAUAUUGAAAAGCCAUUGAGAUUGUCCUCGGAUCAGACGCCGCUUUUGGCCUUCCUAGUGUUCGAGGUGCCGUGUUCGGCCCAAUCACUAGGCAGUGCAGAGGCGCACAGAUGGCCAGGCGUGAUUAUGUUGACUGGUAGAUAUCCAGUGCAGGAGGAGGACACGUCACAGAGGCUUUGCACAGGAGGAAGGGCAUCUCUCUUACCCACAAGAAACCCAAGGGCUGCUUUUGGGUAAAUUUGAAAAUGGUUGUGUUCCCUCCCCCUAAUGCCGGCCAUUUGGCCUCCCUUUGGAUUGCCCUGGCUUCUACUUGCCCACUUCUCACUCUUUUCUUGGACCAUUGGACCGGAGACCAAAUCCAGCUUCCAUGUCUCUCUGUGGCAACUGUAUUUUGUUCUCCUUGAGUUUAGUGGUGCGUAACUCCUCCAAAUGUUUGUGUCUUCAGGCGUUUUUCCCAUGUAAAACAAAAAGCCCUGCUGCUGUCUUUGAAAGCAUGGCAGACAUCCUGAAGCCCAUUCUGUCCCUGACUAUCUCCUUCAGCUUUUUCCUUGUGUCGGUAUCUCUUCCCUCUCGGUGUUAGACUGUGAGCCUGCUGGGCCAGUGAUGGUGUGAUUCUGUGUUCUGUACUGUGUCUGGCCCUGCUGUUUGGUGUUCAUUUAGAGUGUAUUCGUAACAGGCUCCCUAGAGUUAAAAUUCUUGAGGGUUGAGUCAUGUUCUCUAUAUUUAGAAGGAUCUUUGAUCUAAACUCUCCUUCACCUUACAGAUGAGCUGGCCUGAGCACACUGUUUCUUAGAGAUAAGUUCAUCUUAGUUGCAAAUAUCUAGCCUUCACUUGAUUUCUGAUGUCUCAGAAGAUAGGUGUUCUUGUGAGCUAAAAAUGUUUUUUUUUCCUUUUAAAUCAUAUCUGAUAUUUUCCAUCCUGUGUAUGUGACGUUGCAGUCUGGUGUAUUUGGCACUGUCAGAAGACUUGGGUCCUGUGGACAGGUCUGCCAGCUUGCUGCACCAUUCAUUAACUGCUCUCUGCCGCACUUUUCUCCUGAGGAAAAUUAAAGGCAGUCCUGCUCUCUUACACAGGAUAUGGGAGCUAGCUAACUCCAUUUGAAAGUGCUUUUAUUGUCACCCAAGUGAACUGCAAAUAUUAAAUCCUAAUCACCAGAUGUGAACUCACUGUUUCACCUUCUAGUUAGCAUUGUAAGUGAAUUGCUGCCUAGAACUGAAAUGAACUAUUUCUGGUUGAGAGGAUUAAAACAAUGAAAUGAAUGGAAGUUUGCAAUCCCAUGCAUUUCCCCCUUGAGGGAAAGGUGCUAUGUAGUCUUCCUGAUUAUUAUUUUAUAAAUCCUGUUCAGAGUGUCAAUCAGUUAUUUGAGGUUGAAGAUAAUUGGUAUUAUUUUCAAUCCAGCUUUUGGAAAGGCAAUUCUGUGCCACCAAAAUAUCCACUGAGUUUCCUGGUUCACUCUUUCUGAAAAUAAAGUGAUCCUUGAGAUAUA
Molecule: messenger RNA, 4597 nt
Organism: Monodelphis domestica (gray short-tailed opossum)
Lineage: Eukaryota; Metazoa; Chordata; Mammalia; Didelphimorphia; Didelphidae
Gene: TATDN2
Product: TatD DNase domain containing 2
Molecular function (GO): hydrolase activity, acting on ester bonds
Source: RefSeq, a predicted model, not a curated record